CGGGACCACAUGAGCGGCUAUGAAAAGCCUAGCCGGGGUCGGGGGUUCUGUGCCCCCAGCCCCGUGCUCCUCCUGAGUCUACUGACGGCAGCUCCACUUGGCCUGCUGGGGGAGGAGACCCGCCAGGUGUCUCUGAAGGUCAUCUCUAACGCGCCAGACUUUUCCCAGAACCUGCUUCAUAUUCGGGCAGUGGGCACCAACUCCACGCUGCACUAUGUGUGCAGCAGCCUGGGUCCCCCAGCAGUGCUGUUGGUGGCCACCAACACCCCCAACAGCACCCUGAGUGUCAACUGGAGCCUCCUGCUCUCCUCUGAUCCUGACGGGGGCCUGAUGGUGCUCCCCGAGGAGAGCAUCCAAUUUUCUUCUGCCCUUGUCUUUACCAGGCUGUUUGAGUUUGACAGCACCAAUAUGUCCGAUGCGGCCUCAAGGCCUCCAGGAAAAUCAUAUCCUCCGUACUCCUUGGCCAAUUUCUCCUGGAACAACAUCACUGACUCACUGGAUCCUGCCACCCUCAGUGCCACAUUUCGAGGCCACCCCGUUCACGACCCCACUGGGGCUUUUGCCAAUGGCAGCCUGGCCUUCAGGGUCCAGGCCUUCUCCACCUCUGGCCGACCAGCCCAACCCCCUCGCCUCCUGCACUCGGCGGACACCUGCCAGCUAGAGGUGGCCCUGGUUGGGGCCUCUCCCCGGGGAAACCGCUCCCUGUUUGGACUGGAGGUAGCCACCUUGGGCCAGGGCCCUGGCUGCCCCUCAAUGCAGAAGCAGCACUCCAUCGAUGAUGAGUACGCCCCCGCUGUUUUCCAGUUGGACCAGCUGCUAUGGGGCUCCCUCCCAUCAGGCUUCAUGCAAUGGCGACCAGUGGCUUUCUCCCAGAAGCAGGGCAGCCGGGACUCAGCCAUGCCCUGCCAAUCUUCCCCACUUCACCCUACCUUGGCAUACCUUCUCCCCCAGUCACCCAUUGUCCGAGCCUUCUUUAAGACCCAGGACCACUCCUGUGCCUUCAAUCUGACAUUUGGGGCUCCCACAGGCCCUGGCUACUGGGACCAACACUACCUCAGCUGGUCCAUGCUCCUGGGUGUGGGCAGCCCUCCAGUGGAUGCCUUGUCCCCGCUAGUCCUAGGCAUCAUGGCAGUGGCCCUAGGUGCCCCAGCACUCAUUCUGCUGGCAGGAGGCCUGUUUCUGCUGCUGGGCCGCAAGCGGGACUCUGAAUACCAGUCCAUAAAUUGAGGCCUGCUCUCUAGAGGAAAGGACAUUACUGGACCUGCCUUGCUGGUCUGCAGGUUUGAGGGUCAGUAUUCCCAGGCAGCUCCUCCUCUUUUGUAUCUUCCUGUUCGGUAGAACCUCAGAUCAGCUUCAACUUCCUGGGGGACCCAGGUGGGGCUUCCUUCCAACUCUGAGGAGGGACCAGACACAGAAUGAUUGCUAGAGGGAGGGUCCCCUCCGUGUUGCCUCCCCGUUCCUCCACCAUCCCAUUUCCCUUGAAUGGGACUCACAGGCCUAAAUGAGAGAGGUCUUCUGACUGUUUGCUGCACUGGAAGGCAUGAAAUAGACUAGUUUUUUUUUUUCCACAGGGCUUGUCUCUCAAUGUGGUGCAUUGUUGGGCAGGUUUGGACCUGGUUCCAGGGAAUGAGAGGGCUGGAGGUGGGGCUUGGAAGGCAAGUUCUUUUUGAAGCCCCAUUUCCUCAUCAGGCCUAGUUCUCUCUCUUGCCAUGGGACCAGGCUCCUGCCAGCCACUCUUCAAUAUGUGGAGCUGGGAGGUUUCUGGUGCAGUUUGAGUCAAACAAGGAAGGAACACUUGAAGUUGAGGGGCAAACCCUACGGAAGAGCCAAGAAAGGCUGUGGUAUUAAUCGUUUAUUAUUAUAUACACAUUCAGACUGGUUUAACAUCAACCACCAUGCUUUCCAACCACUCCCAGCCACCACACGUGUGGGCAUGCACGCACAUACACACACACACACACACCUCUUAGGAAGCAGGUUUCCCUGUCUGCUCCUCUUCCCACAGGAGAGAGAUGACUGGGCACUUUGGAGGUGCAAAGUUACAGGGACCUAAAGGGUUGGAAGAGAGGAGUCAGCCACUCUGGGCUGGAGCAGCUGUAACUAACUUGGCUGAGGCUAAAGAGCCUAGGAAGGCCAGUCACGGAGGGUCCUGAACCCAGGUCCCCAGAAGGGUUUUCACCAAACAGGAAAGUCCUAUUUGAUGUGAUGCCCAGCCUUUACCUAAGGCAUAGGCAAUGUUUCCAGUCUCUUGGAGGCCCUCUGCUUAGACAGCCAGCACAGAAAAGGUCAGAGUUUCGGCUGUGCUCUGCCAGCUGCCUCAAGCAGGAGGCUGCAGAGUGGGCAGCAGAGUCCAGUCUUUGUGGACCCUGGUGGCAGCAGAGGCUACUAAGGAAGGAACCAUGCCUCUGGCCCUGGUCCCAUGUCCUCAGCAUUCUUAAGGAACAUGGCUGUCCACCUCUUUCCCUGAAAGACUGUUUAAGUCCCUCCCACAUAAUUGUCCCAGGCUCCUAAGAUGAAGGGAGCACCCCACACUCUGAUUAGAUGGCACCCCUGUCGGGGCAGUAGGUGGGCUCAUCCCACCCAGGAACGAAGGGGGUGGGGCAGCUCAGCCCCGGGAGCGGGGCCUGUAGUCUGAGGCUGAGCGGGCAUGGUCAGGGUAGUCCAGGCGGCUCUCGGAGGCGGUGAGCAUGCGUUCAGGCUCCACCACGAACAUGUAGUAGAAGUUCCACAUCAGCAUGGACAGCAGAGGCAGGAAGGUCAGGCCGUAGCCAAAGCCUCGGAAGGAGCGGCCCACAGCGAAGGUCAGCCAGUAUAUGAGCCUGGGAAGCAAGAAAAGGUCGAGCUUUCCUUGAGGGAAGUGCAUCAGCUAACAGGUUGAUGAUAGGGAGAGUGGGAAGUGAGGGAGGCAGAUGGGGGUUGGCUGGCACAACUGAUACCUCUAAAAACAACCAGUGUUCACGCACUGACGUAUGUGCCGGGCACGGUACUAAUUACUUUAGGGGCACUAUUUAAUUUAGACCUCACAUCUCUAUGAAGCGUGCAUAUUAUUCACCUGCCUCUUUGUAUACUUCUCAAAUUUGAAUUAAAAAGUUUUGAGUAGGCAAUAUACAUUUACACGGUUCAGAAUUCAAAGGCACCAGUGAAUGUAGUAAAACGUUUUCCUCCACUGAUUCCCAGAUACUCUGUUCUCUUCCUUCACCUCCUCACCUCUAUUCUACUCCCACCCCAGACAUCAUCCAUUAUUAUGGUUUCUCGUAUGUCGUGAAGCUUUCUGUGUAUAUAAGCAAGAAAACUUAUGUUUUCCUCCCCUGCCUCUUUUUUUUUUUUUUUUUUGAGGUUUGGGAGCAUACUAUUCCAUGGGGUCGCAGAGUCAGACAUGACUGAGUGACUGAACUGAGCAUACUAUAGAGACUAUUCUGCACAUUGACUUUUUCCCCCCAUUUAAUGCAUCUUGGAGAUUAUGUCAUUGUGUGUGUGUGUGUGUGCAUGUGUGUGUGCGUGUGUGUGCUCAGUUGCUCAGUUGUGUCCGACUCCUUGAGACUCCAUGGGCUGUAGCCCACCAGGCUCCUCUGUCCAUGGAACUUUCCAGGCAAGAAUACUGGAGUGGGUUGCCAUUUCCUCCUCCAGGGGAUCUCCCCGACCCAGGGAUUGAACCCACAUCUCCUGCAUCUC
This is a messenger RNA of Budorcas taxicolor (takin), 3672 nucleotides long. RefSeq names its product glycosylated lysosomal membrane protein (gene GLMP). NCBI's taxonomy places the organism in Eukaryota, Metazoa, Chordata, Mammalia, Artiodactyla, Bovidae. The transcript is spliced from 6 exons. Bases 10 to 1227 code for a protein of 405 amino acids. Gene Ontology annotation, cellular component: lysosome. The record is from RefSeq and is a predicted model, not a curated record.